AGCAAACAGGGCUAACCUGACGAUGGAGCGAUGGCUGCCGACAUCAGUCUCACGGGUUAGGGAGGAUGUCAGUCAAGGAGGAGUUCAGGGUGCAGGUCCACACAUCAGAGCCAAUCAGAGGCAGAGUGGGGCGGGUCUUAGCAGAAUGCAGAGUACCGACAGAAGGCGUCCUGCAGGAGAGGAGGUUUGUCCUGUACGGUUCAAAUCUUUGAGGACGGACGGACAGAGAAGCGUCUUCGGAUGGGACAGGAAGUCACAGACGGUCACGCCUCGCACAGGAAGUUCCUCUGAGAACAGAACACCUGUGUCAGGUGACACAGGUGUGUCACCUGAGCAAAAGUUGAGGUGUUCACCUGAGGGGGGCGGGCCCAGGUGUUCGUCUGUAACACCUGAGCUGUCUACCUCCACGGCUGGGGGGAUGUUGGACGCAGAUGCCGUUGCCAUGGAGACCAGCGAGUCCAGUGAGGAUGAACUGGGACGACUGGACAUCGACCUGGACAGGAAGUCCAAACAGCACAACCUGACUUCCAGCAAUGUCCGCACCAUCCUGCACGAGGUGAUUACCCAUGAGCGCGUGGUGGCCAUGAUGAAAGCUGCCAUCAGAGACACUCAGGACCUUCCCAUGUUUGAACCUAAGAUGACUCGGUCCAGACUGAAACAGGCCGUCCAGCAGGGACAGCCACUGGACUGGAGUCUGUCAGCAGUGAACUCAGUCAAGCCUCCUCAGUUUGUGGACAUUGAUCUUGAGGAUGACGGGGACUCGUCAGAUGAAGAGUAUUGUCCUGAUGAGGAUGAGGAAGAAGAGGAAGAUACAGCGGAGGAGACCUUCCUCAGUGAUGCAGACAGCCUGGCUUCACCUCUCAGAAAGCAUCAGGACUCUCAGCUCAGAUUGUCCUCACACCAGAGGACUGAUGGACCCAUACAGAGAUCUCCAGGACAGCUGAGGGAAGAAGCGACGACCUCGACCUGUGCUCCUCAGCACCUCACGUCUCCGGCUGAGUCUUCCUUUCUGGAAAGACUGAACGCCGUAGAGGAGGAGCUGGACUGCAGCCCGGCCUACACCCUUAACCAGGUAACACCACCCCCUGAGCUCGCCACUAACCCCUGCCUACACCCAACUGUCUCUCUUCACCUGUUUUUGUCACUGUCUGUCUCUCAGUCUUUGGACAGAAAAGAUGAUGAUGAUGGUGGCGAUGAAGGCUGUCUGGCGUUUCGCACUCGCUCCAAACUUCGUCUCGUGAACGUUCCUCUGGAUCAGCUGGAGGCAGAGCUUCUGGCCCCUGACAUCACGGCUGACAUGUACGACCUGGGUACCGCCCAGCGGGAGGAGGACCGUCACUGGACAAAGUGGCUGCAGGGUCUCAUGGCCCCCUACAACGAAGAGGAAGCCGAUGAUGACGACGACCCUGAGUACAACUUCCUGGACGACAUGGACGAACCAGACCUGGAGGACUACAGGACAGACCGGGCCGUCCAGAUCACCAAGAGGGAGGUGAACGAGCUGCUGGAGGAGCUGUUCGACACGCUUCAGGAGGAGGAGGAGGAGGUGACCGCUGAGGAGCAGGAGCAGCGGGAGGAGCAGGAGCAGCGGGAGGAGCCGGAGGAGGAGGACGCCCCGUCACAGACUGGACCCAAAUUCAAUGUUCCACAGGCUUUACGUUUCGAGGCUCCGUUAGCCGGCAUGCUAACGGAGCGACGGCGAACGGUCCGAAAACAGUACGAAGCUCUGCAGCAGAGGCGGGCCCUGCAGGACACAACCAAUCAUCACCGUGACAACAUAAAAAUGAAGAGCCUGUCCGGCCCGCAGCCCAGCACCGCCACACCCGUCUUACUGCUGGCGAGCCAGGUGUGCCCUGCCCUCCACCUGGACUUCACCCAGAAGCAGCAGCUGCAGCAGCAGAUACAGCAGCAUGUGCAGCUGCUGACUCAGGUUCACCUGCUGAGUCGCCGUGUCGAUGCCCUGAACCACGAAGCCUGCAUGACUAAGCACUACCUGGAGGAGUUGCAGCAGUUUGCCAGCCGUCAGGAGGAGGUGUUUCUCCCCAGCAGCUUUAAAGCGUGUAACCUCCAGGGCGCUCUGGAUCUGCUGCAGGAGGUGGAGCAGAGAGAGGAGCCUCCUCCUGCUCCUCCUGCGCCUCCUGCCUCCAGACGCUGGCUCCCGACGAUGACUCCUGCCACCAACAGCCACGCCUUCCCUCUGCUGCCUGCCAACACCGCCUGGCUGUUCGCCACUCGACCCGUCUUCCUCUACCCAGAACUACUUCCUGUCUGCAGCCUGGACCCCGCCCACCACGGCCAACACCACAGGAGCGUUUACACUGCAGGAGAGGACGGGCUGAUCGUUCUGGGUCUGAAGCAUUUCGAGGGGGCGGUCCAGUCGGAUCAGCUGAUCAGCUCAUACCUGCUGUGUAAGAAUCGAUGGAACUUCAGGAAACACGUGAGAGAGAUGAGUGGCCCGAGAGCGCCGCAAAAGAACGUCAUCAAGAUGUUCCUGACGCAGAGAGUCGUCCCCCCGCUGCCGCUCGCCUGCAGCAGACUUCAGCCAGGACACCAGCUCCCCCCGGUGGACAGAAACACCCUCAACAUGCCCAACUGGCUCAAGAACAGUAAGCAGAUCGUCCAGAAGACCCGAACGGACUCCACCUGUUACCCCCCCUCCCUCCCCCCGGGCUGCACCCUCAGACUCCACCCCUAUUGGCUCAACAAGACUUCCCGCCCACCGCCCGCUCCACACAGACGCUUCUUCACCCUUGCCCACAAUGCAUCUCUGCUGCCGCUCGCCAAAGCCCCAGUAGACAGACAGGUAGACAGACCAGCAGACAGACAGGAGGAGAGACAGAUAGACAUGCAGCCGAUCGGCUACCUGUCUCUGCCCCGUCCAGGUGUCCCUUCACUCUCUGACUCUCCUGCUGUUUCAGGAGCACUUCCAUUGGCUCCGCCUCCGGUCUGCGGAGCCAUCCCAUUGGCUGCUGUUCAUCCAGUCCCCACUCAUCCCGUGUGUGCUGACAUCAUCCAGACGCACCUUUCAAAUGCCCAGAGUGCACAGCAGCCCUCCUCCCUCCCCCUCCUCCUCCCACUACCCUCCCUGUCAAACUCCAGCACUACGAAUCCCAUCAUGCCUUGCUCAGCUGCCGCUGUAAACCCAGGUUACUUUCUCCUCCAGAUGGUGCUGACGCAGCCGGCUCCGCCCACUGCCACCUCGCAGCAUGCUCUGGGGCAGCAGCUCGGUGGACGAAACACAGAGGAGCAGGAGGACGUGAAACAGACCUCCACAAAGCCCCUUCUCCAAGGGGAGGAGGAAGGAGGGGUGGAGGAGGAAGGUUCAGGUUCAGCAUCAACACUGAGCCCACUGUCAAAGGAGGAGGAGAGGAGCUCUGCAGGGACGGAGGAGCAGGAGGACCAGCAGCAACACGAAGAGGACUGGACUAUUACAGGUGUAGUCAGUUUGAAUGGAGGAGAACACACUGGUGGAGAGGAGGAAGACGGGGGAGGUGAAGGAGGAACUGGAGGAGCUGGAGAGGAGGAAGCAAGUGGAAGUGGGGGAGGAGAGGGUGAGCACGGAGGGGAGGGGGAGGAGGGACAGAGGGAAGACAGGGGAGGAGAGAGGGACGAGGAAGGAGAGAAGGAUAAGGACGAAGAUCAGGAUCGGCAGGGGGAGGAGGAAGAGGAGGAGGACUUUGAUGACCUCACACAGGAUGAAGAUGAAGAGGAAGUGAUGUCAUCUGCAUCAGAGGAGUCGGUGCUGUCUGUUCCAGAGUUACAGGAGACCAUGAAGCAGCUGACCUGGCUGGCAGCCGAGAGGCGUCUCUGUGCAGACGGAGACUCAGAGGAGGAUCACUCCCCGACCUCCCCCGGCUCCCAGGAGGAGGAAGAGGAGGAAGAAGAGGAGGGGCCUAAAGGGGAGGAGUCAGAAGAGGGGAGGAGCAGUAAGGCGGGAGGAGACGAGGAGCCGCCGUCAGGAGAGGGGAUGCCCAGAGGCGGAGGGAGGUGUCCUGGACGAGGACGAGGUCGAAGCCGACCGCUUCGCGGCCUGAGGAGGAGUCGGCAGGAGCGUCGCAGCAAAGACACCGCGAAACUGCUGCUGCUGUUGGACGAGAACAUCCUGGACAACGACCCGCAACGAGAGAGCAAAGACGUGGCCUUCGCUCAGACCUACCUGAGCAGGGUGCGUGAGGCGCUGCAGGACGUACCCGGGCAAAUAGAGGAGUUUGUGUCUCUUCUGAAUGAGUUCGAGCAGUUGGGAGAAGGACAGGAAGUGGUGCUGCUGUUCAGGAAGCUGCGAUUCAUCCUGGGAGAUCGGACGGACCUCCUCCAAGAGUUCGCCGCGUUCCUGCAUCCUGAGCAGGCGCUGCAGUGUGGACUGUUCGAGGAGCAUCAGGCGUUUGAGCGCAGCCGUCGUUUCCUGCGACAGUUAGAGAUCAGUUUCGGAGAUAAUCCGUCACAUUACCAGAAGAUCAUCAAAGCUCUUCAGCCCGGUCCGGACCUGAGUCCAACCAGCAUCCACGAGCUGAAAGCUCAGAUGGCCACGCUGCUAAAGGGCCACACCCAUCUACAAGCUGAAUUCUGGGUAUUUUUUGAUGAGCUCCGCCCCCCUCCGGCCCGUCCCGGACAGUUUGAAGAAGCUCAUUGGCCGGAGGAGGGAGGGGGUGGGUCAGAUGCUGGAGAUGGUGUCGGCCAGGUACCAGGAGGCGGAGUCAGUGGUGGCUUUGAGGAAGUGACGCUCCCAGACCUCGAAGAGGAAGAGGAGGGGCAUAAAAUCCAACCAAUGGCGAGCCGGCGCCAGAGGAGGAAGAUGGACGCCCACAGAAACUACAAGGACUGCGAUUGGUCGGACAAAGACUGGCCCUGUCCCUGUCUUGAUGGAAAGAUCCGCCGACACAGGAGGAAAGGAUGCUCUCGCUGCCACGGCAACAAGACUUCAGGGGGCGUAUCCAGAGCAUUGAAGAGCCUGGACCCUCUGUACUCUCAGAUAAGCUCCGCCCACGGUGAACCAGGUGACAAAUAUCUGGAUCUGAAGGGGGACGAUGACAGCCCACAGCCAGAUCGAAGCGGUGCAUCAUGGGAAGGCUCUUUCCCUUUGGCUGAUGAGAAGGAGGAGGAGGAGGAGGAGGAGGAACUGGAUGAUGAGGAGGAGGACGAAGAUGAGGAGGACAGGAAGAACACUGACAAGGAGCACAGCCCAGCAGUGAAGAGGAGCAGAAGAGAGGAAGCACUACAACCCCCAUCUGUCACCCCCACCUCCUCUUCUGUUACCUCCUCCACCUCCUCUUCCACCGUCGUUACCUCCUCCAGUUCCUGUAUCUGCUCCUCCACCACCUCCGACAGCUUCACUCCUACAUCAGUUGUCUCCUCUCUGUCCUCCUUUCCCUCGCUGUCUGUGUGCACGUCCUCAGUCAUUUCCCCCUCCAUGUCUUCCAUCCCCACCUCCAUCUGCGCCUCCUCCUCUGCUCCUCUUCGUCCCAGUCCUCCUCCUGACUUCCCAGUCUGUGCCAAGAAUAUUUCCCUGACAGCAAGCGGUGAGAAAGUCAUCCUCUGGACCAGAGAAGCCGAUCGAGUCAUCUUGACGACGUGUCAGCAGGAAGGAGCCAAUCAGAACACGUUCCAGGCCAUCUCUACUCUGCUCGGCAACAAGACUCCCAGUGAGGUGUCUCGCAGGUUUCGUGAUUUGAUGCGUUUGUUUCGGACGGCAGCUCGUCAGACCAGCUCCGAGGAUGAGGCUCCACCCACUGAGCCAGCAGCAGCUAAUGAGGAUGAAGACUGAUACUGACGACUGAACCAAUCAGAAGAGUUGCAACUAAAGGUUCAUUAAAGGUCACAGGUGUGUUUACUGUACAUGAGAAAAAAUGUUAAUAUGAAACUUCGAAAUUAUUUAAUGUUUCUGUAAAAUCCAACCAGUUUUUUGAUUUUUUACAAUAAAACAUUUUUCCAUCA
Molecule: messenger RNA, 5931 nt
Organism: Toxotes jaculatrix (banded archerfish)
Lineage: Eukaryota; Metazoa; Chordata; Actinopteri; Toxotidae
Gene: gon4lb
Product: gon-4 like b
Exons: 29
Coding region: 23-5761 (1912 amino acids)
Biological process (GO): regulation of DNA-templated transcription
Cellular component (GO): nucleus
Molecular function (GO): transcription coregulator activity
Source: RefSeq, a predicted model, not a curated record